CCUAGCUGUUAUUGUCUAGCUAUGUCCACUGUAGGUAACCUACACAACCUGGAUCAGCAAGUAGAGUCAACACCCAAGGCAUCCAACCCUGUCUUUCAGCCACGAUGCAAUCGAACACCUCUCUCACAGCUGAACAAAAGCGAGCAUGUGUGGCGUGAUUCCAGAACCUACGCUCGAUCCGCCAUCCAAGCAUUAGAGCUUAAAAAGCAACAACAACAAGAAAACAUGCAACGAUCUCGUAACCCUCCUGCAGCAGCGGCAAAACCUAGUCUCCAUGGAGAAGAUAAAUGGGUUAAGGCUUACACUAAGGCAUUUCCUACAUUUAAAAUCUAUUUUGAUGGCAUGGAAAAUUCAACUCGCAAGCGUCUUGAAGAGAAAGUCAAGCUACUUGGUUCUAGCGUUGAGCAGUUUUUUUCUGCCAAAUGCACCCAUAUUGUCACUGGGCGACCUGUGCCUGAUGAGGUAAAAGCUGCUACAGCCAGAAAGAUGGCAGAUGUCGGUACAGAAGCGAAAAACCAAGAAAACAUACCAGACAAUGAAAAUGGAGAAUUCUUUGGCCAAACAAGGAUGCAAAGGAGUAGCAAGCCGGCUUUGACUCUCAAAAAAGCAGACAACGUUAGCAGGGAUGGCGAUAUAUUCGAGAUAGCUCAUAAGCAUAAGAUAAAAAUUUGGAGUGUCGACAAACUUCAGAAUCGCAUACUGCCAUUGUUAUUCGAUGGCCCUCUGCAGCGAGAUUUACCUAAUGAUUCUGUAGCACAUCGUCCCAUACCACAAGAACUUCCGCGAAUGCUUCAAGAGGAAAAAGUUUUUGGUCCCAGUACCAGUAAACGAGGCGAACACCAAGGCCCCAAUUUUGUACGUUUCAGUAGUCACUACGUGUUCGUCGAGGAUGUCACAGGCUCGUAUCGCCCUAUUGUGGUAAAGGAAUAUCCCAAGACGGAACAAUCCAAAACCACGCCAUCCUGGCCAAUACUACGUCGAAACAAGCCCGGUAGAAGCCCAUUUAUGAAAGAACAUUCAUCCGACAACAGGGAUCCGGAACCAGAGAAAAAGGCUGAAGCAGCUGAAGAAGUCUCUUCAAAAGCUACUAGCAAUGCCAGUCGAAAACCCCUAGCCGUUCAUAAACCCAGUGCUUCGCUAAGAGCAUUGAAUAGCCAACAAGUGGAAAAACUUGAAGAUGGUAACAGUGCUCAAGCUGAUACUAGAGCAUCCAUUGGUAUGCCUAGCUUCAGUGCUUCAGGAAUACAUCAAUUUGGCACGUCAAGGAUCGUUUCGACGUCAGGAUCAGCGGUUCAUGGUUUACCACAACCACUUCCUCCCACUGAAAACAUCAACCGGCUUGAUAGACGUGUUGUCAACAAUGCAAAGCCCAGUGUAGCCUCAUCACAUAUAACUACCAAGCCCGUACCAGGCGACCAAAGUGUGGCAGCACAAGGAGCCAAGCUUCGAAACGCUAAACGACAUAAAGGCGCAUCUGGUAAACGACGACCUCCACCAAAAAAUUACUGCGAAAACUGCCAGCAACGCUUCUAUAACUUGAAACAACAUAUCAAAGACCCAAAGCACCAAGAGUAUGCAAAGAAUGCAGAUAACUUUGCAGACCUUGACAAGAUCAUUGAAUUGACUCGACGGCGAUAUAAAGUCGAAUACUCAUCGAGUAAGACUGACGAACGGUCAGAAGUCAUAGAUGGUCCUUUGCCUGAGCGCCAAGCUCAGGAGUCACAAGAACCUGAGCCGAGCAGCUCAUUUGUAGUGGACGACAGCUGGGAAAAGUUUGCGGAUAUUGUGUGGUAGCCUUUUUUCUCGGUUUUCAGUGCUAAUACCCCCCCUUCCUUUACCUAUCAUGCAUCAUAUAUCUUGUUCUGCUUCAAUGUACUUUCCUCUUUCGUAUUCAUCAACCUGUCCCUUUUCGACCCUUGUACCUAUAACAUUGCCUUCACGAUCAAUAAAUCGUAAUAAUCAAAAUA
Molecule: messenger RNA, 1967 nt
Organism: Umbelopsis ramanniana AG
Lineage: Eukaryota; Fungi; Mucoromycota; Umbelopsidomycetes; Umbelopsidales; Umbelopsidaceae
Exons: 5
Coding region: 22-1794 (590 amino acids)
Biological process (GO): regulation of cell cycle phase transition; positive regulation of nuclear cell cycle DNA replication
Cellular component (GO): nucleus; Dbf4-dependent protein kinase complex
Molecular function (GO): protein serine/threonine kinase activator activity; zinc ion binding; nucleic acid binding
Source: RefSeq, a predicted model, not a curated record